Spizellomyces punctatus DAOM BR117 is the source of this 1303-nucleotide messenger RNA. RefSeq lists its product as uncharacterized. Gene Ontology annotation, cellular component: cytoplasm. The record is from RefSeq and is a predicted model, not a curated record. The coding region runs from base 32 to 1249 and encodes 405 amino acids. Gene Ontology annotation, molecular function: cysteine synthase activity. NCBI's taxonomy places the organism in Eukaryota, Fungi, Chytridiomycota, Chytridiomycetes, Spizellomycetales, Spizellomycetaceae. The transcript is spliced from 6 exons.
UACCUGGAGAUCGCAUUCCGGGAUCCCGACAAUGUCUAAUAGAACAGACGCAAAGACUCUGCUUAUAGGCCUUCUGAUAGGCGCAACAGUGUCGGCCGCAUCAGCCGUUUACCUCCUGCUCACCUCCAAAAAAUCUGCUGGGAAUUCGUCGUCCCCAAACACCCCUCCCAUCCGAACUGGUGUCGAAAGUUUGAUAGGCAACACACCUCUGUUUCGCAUCCGAUCGCUAUCAGAUGAGACAGGAUGCGAUAUACUUGCGAAAGCGGAGUUCUUGAAUGUGGGUGGAAGCACAAAGGAUCGCGUGGCACUGUCGGUUAUCAAUGAAGCGGAGAAAGCCGGACUAAUCCAACCCGGUAGAGGAGAUACGAUAUUUGAGGGGACUGUGGGGAGUACGGGAAUAUCAUUGGCGGUAAUUGCCAAGGCCAAAGGGUAUAAAUGCCACAUUGUUAUGCCAGACGAUCAAGCCAAAGAAAAAUAUGCUCUUCUCCAAAAAUUGGGCGCUACAGUUGAAAAAGUUCGUCCAGUCUCCAUAGUAGACAAGAACCAUUUUGUCAAUCUUGCGCGGAAGAGAGCGGAUGAAAUGAAUCUGAAGGCAGAUCAGGAAGGCAAUGGUCCUCGGGGAUUCUUUUGUGAUCAAUUCGAAAAUCUGGCGAAUUAUCAGGUUCACUAUCAAACGACAGGACCUGAGAUCUACGAGCAAACCGGAGGGAGAUUGGAUGCUGUCGUCCUCGGGGCUGGGACCGGAGGUACAUUAGCAGGAGUAACGCAUUACCUGAAACCACUGAUACCCAACAUGAUUGCCGUCCUGGCCGAUCCCCACGGAUCCGGUCUCUACCACAAAGUCAAACACGGAAUCAUGUACUCACCCAUGGAAGCCGAGGGAACAAGAAAACGCCAUCAAGUGGAUACAGUAGUCGAAGGCGUAGGAAUCAACAGACUGACGAAAAAUUUCGCCAAAGUCGCAAAGGGCUGGCUGGAUGAGGCCGUGAGGGUCACAGAUAAGGAGGCUGUGGAGAUGUCAAGAUAUCUUGUUAAAAAAGAUGGAUUAUUUGUGGGGAGUUCGUCGGCAGUGAAUUGUGUUGCGGCUGUUCGCAUUGCCCGAGAAUUGGGACCGGGACACACAAUUGUUACCAUGAUCAACGAUCAUGGAACUCGUCAUCUUACAAAGUUUUGGGACGAUACAUAUAUUGAGCGAGAGGGCCUCACACCCAGCGCGGAGGGGUUAGAGUUUUUAGAUCCACCAACAUAACAUAUUAUUCGUCUUGAAUGUAUACAAAGUAACAUAUCAUUCAUGUUUGCACGC